Pygocentrus nattereri (red-bellied piranha) is the source of this 1577-nucleotide messenger RNA. RefSeq names its product cell surface glycoprotein 1. The record is from RefSeq and is a predicted model, not a curated record. Lineage: Eukaryota; Metazoa; Chordata; Actinopteri; Characiformes; Serrasalmidae. The transcript has 22 exons. The coding region runs from base 142 to 1113 and encodes 323 amino acids.
ACAACAAAAGGUUGCGUGAAAAAGUUGGAGGCGCGCUGCGUGGAAGCUGAGCUUCUCCAGAAGAGAGUGAGUUAUUCAGAGAAAGGGAAAAAACCUGGACAGCUUUCCCGCUUCUGCGAGAUCCAUUUCACUCAGACCACAAUGAUGUCAUGCCUGUGGAUUCUGGUCUUUGGAAGUCUCAUUGCAAUGCAAGGAGGGAAAGUGGCGGCGUCAGAGGACGACGGAGCUGAAGUACCUCAGACGGAGGAUCCAGAUCUGGACACUGCCCAGUCUGAGGAUGGAAGCACAGAAGCGGUAACCCUGGCCCCGACUGAGGAUCCCACCCCUGAGGACACAGCUGGAACGACAGAAACACCUGAGACUGAGACUGAGGAGCAGCAAUCAGACCCAGAGCCAACGGAUUCAGAUUUAGAUCCACUGACUACAGAGGAACCACAAACUGAUCCACCAGUAACACCUGCAGGCGACAGCGCAGACGCUGAAACAGAUCCACCAGUAACACCUGCAGACGACAGCGCAGACACUGAAACAGAUCCACCAGUAACACCAGCAGACGACAGCGCAGACACUGAAACAGAUCCACCAGUAACACCUGCAGACGACAGCGCAGACACUGAAACAGAUCCACCAGUAACACCAGCAGACGACAGCGCAGACACUGAAACAGAUCCAGCAGUAACACCUGAAGACGACAGCGCAGACGCCGGAACAGAAGCCCCAGUGAAGGACGACAGCGUUGAUGAACCAGGGCUAACUGAUAAGGAAGGUCCGUCUCUACACGCUGAGGGACGUGCAGAAAGUGAACUGGAUCCGUCGGACGCUCUUGUCACAGAAUCUGACCAGCCCACCGGAGACGAUGGUGCAGUGCACAGUGCUGGAGCGAAGGCUGGGCCAAACGAUGGUGCUGAGUCUAAAGGGUCCGGGUCAGGCACGGUCGCCGGGGUCGUAGCGUCAUUCGGGGUGGCCAUCAUCGGCGCUGUCACUGGUUAUUUUGCCUACCUGAAGAAGAAGUUGUGCUUCAAGCCUCAAGGACGUGACCCGGAGAGAGCUAAGGAGGAGAGCGGGGCGCAGAACGACCCUCAGGUUCUCAGCAAUCUUCUCAACUCAUCAUAAUCCUCAACACACUGAAGAACCCAAGACGAAGGCCUUCAAGCGACGGAUACCAAUAAAGCUACUGUGAAGGGAUUUACAGAAAAGUUCAGAACAGUCGUGUAGCUUAGAACCGAUGAGAUCUAACAGCCCCCUUUUAGCAUUCUGAGAAUUAGCGCAUGCUAACGGGUGGCUGCCAGCUUUCAUUGCUAGCCUUGAAGUUCAUGAUUGCCGAGAGAUGUUUUUGAAAAAUGGGUUUUGGUUAAAAUGUACUGACCACGUAUAAACGCAGCACUGUGCAAACGUCAGAGACCACCUUCACUCAUGUAAUAUCCAGUCAAACGGCCGUUAAGUGCGAGUUAUAAUAUGAGAGAACCCGCUUGUGUAAUGAACACACUUAAAAAUAUGGUUCUUCAAGGGUUCUUUAGUAAAGAAAACCAUUCUGUAUAGAACCCUGAACACUGAAAGAACACUUCGCAUGAUUAAAC